Salarias fasciatus (jewelled blenny) is the source of this 3213-nucleotide messenger RNA. RefSeq names its product RUN domain containing 1 (gene rundc1). Lineage: Eukaryota; Metazoa; Chordata; Actinopteri; Blenniiformes; Blenniidae. The coding region runs from base 124 to 1854 and encodes 576 amino acids. The transcript is spliced from 5 exons. The record is from RefSeq and is a predicted model, not a curated record.
CAUCCUUCCCAAGAUGGCGAUGCACCUGCUCCCGCAGAGAUCCUCCGUCUCCGCUUAAACACUGAAAAAACAGAGAAAACAGUCCGAGUCCUCCAGCUGGCGGCGGCCGGGAAGCCUCUCCACAUGUCCACCGAGGAGCUGUCGGCCUCGGACAGCGAGGCGGCGCUGGCCGGAGCCGGCGAGCGCUGGGCGCCGGUGGGCGCCGUGGCCAGUCCCGAGGAGGACGAGAGCGGCUCGAGCGGCGGCCGCCGGCCGCGGCGCCGGGGCUCGUCGCCGGCCGGCGGGGAGGAGGAGGAGGAGAUGUCGGCGAGGCUGCGGAAGCUGGAGGAGGAGCAGGAGCUGCUGAACUCCUCUCUGCUCGCGCUCACGUCGCACUUCGCCCAGGUGCAGUUCCGACUCAAGCAGAUCGUGCACGCGCAGAGCGACGACAAGGAGCGGAUGCUGGCCGACCUGGAGGAGUUCGCCUUCAGGGGCUGCCCGCACGUGGUGGGCUGCCGGGCCGGGCCGGCCGACGCCUCCCAGCUGGAGAACUCGACGGAGCGGGAGAAGAGGGAGCGUCUGGAGGCUCAGAGGGAGAAGCAGAAGGACCUGAUCUUCCAGCUGAAGACGCAGCUGGACGACCUGGAGCGCUUCGCCUACCAGGAGGGCAGCUACGACUCUCUGCCCCAGUCGGUGGUGAUGGAGAGGCAGAAGGUCAUCAUCGACGAGCUGAUCAAGAAGCUGGACGUCAACCUGAACGAGGACAUCGGGAACCUGUCCCCGGAGGAGCUGCGGCAGAGGGUGGACGCCGCCAUCGCCCAGAUCGUCAACCCGGCGCGGGUCAAGGAGCAGCUGGUGGACCAGCUCAAGACGCAGAUCCGCGACCUGGAGAUGUUCAUCAACUUCAUCCAGGACGAGGUGGGGAACCCUCUCCUCUCAGGGGGCGGAGCCAGCCAGCAGCCGCGGGCGGCGUCGGGAGGCAGAGCGGCCGGAGUGAAGAAGAACGUGGACCCGGAGCAGGCUCAGCGGAUGCGGGAAACCGGCCUGCAGCUCAUCCAGAAGGCGCUCGCCGUGCUGCAGAUCUUCGCCGCCAGCCAGUUCGGCUGCGCGGCGGGCCGCGUGGCGCCGUCCUGGCCCCAGGACGCGCCGGGGCGGGACUACGGGCCGCUGCUGCAGCGGCUGGAGGCGGCGGUGGAGAAGGUGCGGGUGCUGGGCUCCCGCCGCCACCCGUCGGUGGACCACGUGGUCAGCUACAGCAGCAGCUACAGCGGCGGCAGCGCGCCGGCGGCCCGCGACGAGCUGACGGCGGCCGUGAGGAAGGAGCUGGCGGCGGCGCUCAAGGACCUGCUGUCGCACGGCCUCUUCUCGCCGUCGCAGACCAUGAGCCUGGUGCUGGCGCCCAUCUCCUGCCUGCUGCCGUACCGGCCGGCGCCGCAGGCCAUGCACCCCUGGGAGCUCUUCGUCAAGUACUACCACUCCAAGAACGGCAAGGAGUUCGCCGAGUCGCCGGCGCGCCAGCUGUCGCAGUCCUUCAGCCUGCCCGUCGGCGCCGGCCCCGUGGCCGUCACGCCCAAGCAGUCGCUGCUGUGGGCCGUGCACACCGUGCUGAAGGAGCACGGGCGCUACAAGCGCGGCCCGGACACGGAGUUCAAGGCGCUGGUGUGCAUGGCGCUCAACGAGCAGCGGCUGGUGUCCUGGCUCAACCUGCUGUGCAAGGCGGGCCUGGUGCAGCCGCACUACCAGGCCUGGAGCUACAUGGCCCAGACCGGCUUCGAGGGCGCGCUGCGCAUCCUGGGCCGCCUCAGCCACCUGCGCUUCCAGCUGCCCGUGGACCUGGCCGUGCGCCAGCUCAAGAACAUCAAGGACGCCUUCUGAGGCUCCCGGUGACCCGAUCCACGUGAAUCUCGGCUCCUUCAGACAGACCCGCCGCUCCAGACCCCCCGCUGUGAACCCCGCCUCCUCCAGUCUGGCCCCGCCCUGUUUACAGAACCACGCCCACGCUGCUGCCUGGCUGGGGAGAUGCCUUAGAACCCCCGCCUCCCUGACCUCCCCCAGAACACACACACACACACACACACACACACACACACACACACACACACACACACACACACACACACACACACACACACACACACACACCUGCUAAUGUGUAAAUGGAGAGCUGGGUCUCUGGAGUGCUGCUGCACAGGUAGAAGGUGCAGCCUCCCCACUUGAAAGGCUCGAAGGCCGUCUGGUCCCACUUCAUCCGGAGUGGAGCGCAUUAGCACAGGUCAAAGGUCAAGUCCGCCAAUCCCGUAACGCCAGGAAACAUUUGAUUUUCAUGUUUUUUGUUUGUUUUGUUUUUCUUCUGGGUGGAAAAUGUCCAGAAUUCUGUUUUUACAGUGACGGUUGAUGAUUCUCCCUCUGAAGCGACGCUCCACUUCCUCCCCCGGCUCUGUUUUACCUGGACCUCCUCCAGCCUGAGUGUUUCCUGUUUUCCUGUCAGUGUGGAGGAUUCUCUGGAAUUUGAGGUUAAAGACAUUUUAAAAAAAAAGGACCAGCUGAGCGGAGAGGAGACGGAUUUGACCCUGAAGGUGAACCAGACUUCAGACUCGUACAGUAAUCUCUACUGUAACGGUCGCUUCCUGUCGGACAGUCCGUUUGAGAUGGAUUGUCCUUGCCUGAAUCUCACGUAGCAGGCUGUCAGAAGCUCAGGUCCGCUGGAGAAGGAGAGAAGCUCCAGCGUUGUGAGUGAAACAUGCAGCCGUGGUUCCUGAACGAGCCGCCGCCGCCGCCGCUCUCCUCAGAAACCACAUGGUGGUAGGAUCAGUUUUUAUCUUCAGCUGAGCUGCAUGGAUCAUGUACUUAGUAACUGAAUGUACAAACCAUAGAUGCUAUUACGAUGUGUGUGUGUCCGUGUGUGUGUAGAUUCGUUUCUAUUCCCCGAUUCCAUUCCAUCUGCUUUUAUGUUCCUGUAUCGCUCCACGUUCCUUUGUCUCGUUUCAUUUUCUGUUCAUGUUAAGAUGAUAUUUAUUUAUUGUCCAGCUUGACGGUGACGUGGGAAGAACUCAGAGCUGCAUGUUCUUCCCACUGUAGCAGUUCAGACAAAGUCGACACACUGAAUCAUUUAAAUUGUGCAAUUUAUUUAAAGUUGAGAUAAUAUAUUGUUAAACACCACAUGAAUUGUGAUUGUUUUGAUUUUUAUCAUGUUUAAUGCUGUAAAUGAAUGAAUAAAUGAACCUCUGUGCUGCA